Molecule: messenger RNA, 479 nt
Organism: Racocetra persica
Lineage: Eukaryota; Fungi; Glomeromycota; Glomeromycetes; Diversisporales; Gigasporaceae
Source: the annotation of a GenBank genome assembly
GAUAUUUUGAAGAGGAGGAAGUAGGUAAAAUAGUUGAAAGUGGAAGUGAAGAGGAUGAAAGGGGAAGUAAAGAGGAUGAGGAGGAAAACGAAGAGAAUAACGAAAGGGAAAAUGGAAAAAAUGAGCAUGAUGAUAGGUAUGAUGAAAUGAAUAAAAAUAAUGAAGAUAAAGAGAAUGAAGAAAAUGACAGAAGAAAUAAUGAAGAUGAGCAUGAUGAGUAUGAUGAGUAUGAUGAAGUGAAUAAAGAGAAUGAAGAGGAGGAUGAAGAGAUGGAUGAAAAUGGUGAAGAAAAUGAUGAAAAUGAUGAAGAGAAGAAUGAAGAAGAUGAGCGUGAUGAUGAUGAUAACGAAAAUGAUGAUAGUUAUUAUAGAAUCGAGAAUGAAGAUGAGAAUAGGAAAGGUAUUAAUAAAAGUGGUGAAAAAAUAAUAGAAAAGAAAAUUGAUAAUCAUUUAUUACCACAGCAGCUACCUAAAAAUUAA